CCAAGUCACAGAGACCCGUUCGUUGUCUGACCAAUUCUGUCUGAAAGAGAAAGAAACCCAUUUGAGUUGGGAGCUGAGUGAAGCAUAAAGUAACCUCCUUUACCUGAGAGAGCUAUAGUGUAUUACGGAGAAAGACGGCGAGGCUGAGAAACCAUGCCUCAUCGUCCAUUACACUUUCCAAAAUGCGUUUCACAAAACGAAUAAGCCUCUUCCUGUGGCAAGCCACCAAGCUUCCUCCUACUCGCUCUCCACUGCGAAACCCAUCUUUAUGCAGGUCUUAUAUCGUUGGCGCUCCGAGAGUUCCUUCGUCGACGACGUCUCUGAUUUCGAGUUUGUCCAAUCCGAUACGUCGUCGUUUCAUCGGGUACACUGCGGAGCAGUUCUCUGAUGAUGAGUACGAGUGUGAGUUCGAGGAACAUAAGGCUUCAUCUUCUGUGGCCAAUGUUGAUGAGUGGAAGUGGAAAUUAGGCAUUCUGUUGGCCAAUGAUAGCGAACGAGAGAUUGUUUCUAGAGACAAAAGAGAUCGAAGGGAUUAUGAGCAGAUCUCUAACCUUGCCAAGAGAAUGGGGCUCUACAGCGAGAUUUAUGGAAAAGUGGUUGUUGCAAGCAAGGUUCCUCUUCCCAACUACAGGCCAGAUUUGGAUGAUAAGCGACCACAAAGGGAGGUAGUACUUCCUUUGAGUUUGCAGAGAAGGGUAGAGGGACUACUCCAGGAACACCUUGAUAGACAGCAGCUAAACUUAGGAAAGGCUAAUGAAAGUGAAGCUGAUUCUCAACCUCCUAAACAGACUGAAGAACUUCCUGAUGAAAGCUCUGAUGCAUUUCUCGAUGGUUCUGUUAUGGAGAAGGUGCUUCAGAGGAGGAGUAUGCGGAUGCGCAAUAUGCAGAGAGCCUGGCAGGAAUCACCUGAGGGGCGUACAAUGCUGGAGUUCCGAAAAUCUUUGCCUUCAUUCAAGGACAAAGAAAGACUUCUUCAAGCUAUUGCUCGGAACCAGGUAAUAGUGGUAUCUGGGGAGACUGGAUGUGGUAAGACAACUCAAUUGCCUCAGUACAUUUUGGAAUCGGAGAUAGAGUCUGGUCGAGGAGCAUUCUGCAACAUCAUUUGUACACAACCUCGGAGGAUAUCUGCCAUGGCAGUUUCAGAAAGAGUGUCAGCUGAGAGAGGAGAACCUCUUGGUGAAACGGUUGGGUUUAAAGUUCGGCUAGAAGGAAUGAGAGGAAAGAAUACCCAACUUCUGUUUUGUACGAGUGGUAUUCUUCUCAGACGACUGCUUAGUGAUCGCAAUUUGAAUGGCGUAACUCAUGUUUUUGUUGAUGAGAUUCACGAAAGGGGAAUGAAUGAAGAUUUUUUGAUAAUAGUGUUAAAGGAGCUUCUUCCACGGCGUCCAGAUUUGAGAUUGGUUCUCAUGAGUGCCACUUUGAAUGCUGAACUCUUCUCUAACUAUUUUGGAGGAGCACCUACAAUUCACAUUCCAGGAUUCACACAUCCAGUGAAGGCACAUUUUCUGGAGGAUGUACUGGAAAUGACGGGAUAUAAGUUGACCUCUUUCAAUCAAGUUGAUGAUUAUGGUCAAGAGAAGACUUGGAAAACUCAAAAGCAGUUAAUGCCACGCAAAAGGAAAAACCAGAUCACUUCUCUUGUUGAGGAAGCUCUCAGCAAGUCAACUUUUGAAAGCUAUAGCUCUAGGACUCGUGAUUCACUCUCGUCUUGGAUGCCUGAUUGCGUAGGAUUUAAUCUUAUUGAGGCCGUUCUCUGUCACAUAUGCCGUAAAGAACGUCCAGGAGCUGUAUUAGUAUUUUUGACAGGAUGGGAUGAUAUUAGCUCCCUGAGGGACCAAAUUAAAGCCCAUCCUCUCCUCGGGGAUCCCAAUAGGGUCUUGCUAUUGAUGUGCCAUGGUUCAAUGGCAACUGCUGAACAGAGACUCAUUUUCGAGCGAGCACCUCCUAAUAUUCGCAAAAUUGUUCUUGCUACAAACAUGGCAGAAGCUAGUAUUACAAUAAACGAUGUAGUUUUCGUGGUUGACUGUGGAAAGGCAAAAGAGACCACCUAUGAUGCUUUGAACAAUACACCUUGUUUGCUACCCUCAUGGAUAUCUCAAGCUUCUGCUCGACAGCGAAGGGGUAGAGCUGGUCGUCUGCUUCCGGGAGAAUGCUAUCACCUGUACCCCAAAUGCGUGUAUGAAGCUUUUUCGGAGUAUCAACUUCCUGAACUUCUGAGAACUCCUUUAAACUCUCUCUGCCUGCAAAUUAAAAGUCUUCAGGUUGAAAGCAUUGGAGAGUUCUUGUCAGCUGCACUUCAGGCUCCAGAACCUUUGACCGUUCAAAAUGCUAUUGGAUUCCUGAAAAUGAUCGGAGCACUGGAUGAGAAGGAAAAUCUGACGGAUCUUGGAAAACUUUUGUCGAUCCUCCCAGUUGAUCCCAAGCUGGGGAAAAUGCUCAUAAUGGGUGCCAUCUUCCACUGCUUUGAUCCGAUCCUGACAAUUGUAUCAGGGCUUAGUGUCAGAGAUCCUUUCCUUCUACCUCAAGAAAAAAAGGACUUAGCUUUAUCAGCCAAGUUGAGAUUCUCAGCAAAAGACUACAGUGACCAUAUGGCACUCGUUCGUGCCUUUGAAGGGUGGAAAAAUGCUGAAAGAGAAGGAUCAGCUUAUGAGUACUGUUGGAGGAAUUUCCUGUCAGCUCAGACGCUUCAGGCGAUACAUUCUCUGAGGAAGCAGUUCAACUAUAUCCUGAAAGAAGCUGGCUUAGUACACGAUGAUUCAGCUCUCAACAACAAACUAAGUCACAAUCAGUCUCUGGUUCGCGCUGUCAUUUGCUCUGGCUUAUUCCCCGGAAUAGCAUCUGUUGUGCACAGAGAGACUUCCAUGUCGUUCAAGACAAUGGAUGAUGGCCAAGUAUCACUAUACGCGAACUCUGUUAAUUCGAGGUUUCCGACUAUUCCAUACCCUUGGUUAGUCUUUGGAGAGAAAGUAAAAGUCAAUGCAGUGCUCAUAAGAGACUCCACCGGUGUCCCUGAUUCCAGUUUGAUCCUUUUUGGUGGUGCACUGAGCACCGGAGUACAGGUGGGACAUCUUAAAAUGCUUGACGGGUACAUUGAUUUCUUCAUGGAUCCAAAUUUGGCAGACUCCUAUGUAAAGCUGAAGGAAGAACUCGACAAGCUUCUUCAGAAAAAGCUUGAAGAUCCAAGCGUGGACAUUCACAAAGAAGGCAAGUACCUGAUGCUUGCAGUUCAAGAGCUAGUCGCUGGAGACCAAUGCGAAGGGAGAUUCGUAUUUGGCCGUGACACAAAGAGACCAAGCCAACCGCAAUUAGAAGGAGAGAACAAAAUCUGCAAAGACGGGACAAACCCGAAGAGUCUCCUGCAGACACUUCUGAUGAGAGCUGGACACUCACCUCCAAAGUACAAGACCAAACAUCUAAAGACAAACGAGUUUAGAGCACUUGUGGAGUUUAAAGGAAUGCAAUUCGUUGGGAAGCCUCAGAGGAACAAAACACUCGCUGAGAAAGAUGCAGCUGUUGAGGCCUUGGCUUGGUUGACUCAUACCUCUGAUAAUAGUACUGACCAGCACAGUGGAGACGCAGAUUCUCCACCUGAUGUUACUGAUAACAUGCUUAAACUCCUUGGAGGAAAACGGCGCAGGCGGUCCAAGGGAAAGUAGUUGAACUUGAAACCUCUCUGUGUCUUGUGUAUGUGAGCUUUGAAAGAUCUUUACAAACCAAAACAGAUAUAGAUACAAUAUACAACUUUAUUCAUAAUCAGUAAGAAAAUUAUAGCGUCAUUUAGAGGGAAAAGAACACAAAAAUACAAAAUUGUUAAAGAUUUGUUCUGAAAUUUAUUUUUAAUCCAAAAAAGAAGGAAAUAAUGUUAACAAGGUUGGUGAAAUUGUCAACCAAUCAAGAACAGGCUAAGCUCAUCAGGAAGAGAAAAUGGAACAGAAGCAAAAUCUCAAAAGAAAGAAAAAAAAAAACUCAAGAGAACAUGGAAACAAAACAAAACAAAAACAAGAGAAGUCUCUUCUGAAAGUAGUUUCUAGAUGGUUGCAUGCGUGGGGACAUCAACUGGGAACUCAUGAAUUUCAUCCAUCCAUGGGUUCUUUUCCUUUUUAGGAUUUACAGACCUCACCGCUCUCCAAACCGAGCUGUUGCACUUGAACCCUGAACCAAAAGCAAUCUGCCAGAUUCUAUCACCUUUCUUGAUCCUUCCUUUGGCCUCACUAUACGCUAACUCAUACCACAAAGAGCUACUUGAUGUGUUACCAAAACGGUAGAGUGUCAUCCUCGAGGGUUCCAUGUGCCAAUCAGAGAGCUUCAAGUUCUUCUCCAACUCAUCAAGAACAGCUCUUCCUCCCGCGUGGAUGCAGAAAUGCUCAAAUGCUAGUUUGAAGUCUGGGAUGUACGGCUUGAUCUUCAUCUUAAAGAGUUUCCUUCCCACUAAUGUUGCAAAGAAC
Molecule: messenger RNA, 4445 nt
Organism: Eruca vesicaria subsp. sativa (arugula)
Lineage: Eukaryota; Viridiplantae; Streptophyta; Magnoliopsida; Brassicales; Brassicaceae
Source: the annotation of a GenBank genome assembly